Molecule: messenger RNA, 2293 nt
Organism: Rhopilema esculentum
Lineage: Eukaryota; Metazoa; Cnidaria; Scyphozoa; Rhizostomeae; Rhizostomatidae
Product: T-box transcription factor TBX20
Biological process (GO): positive regulation of DNA-templated transcription; regulation of transcription by RNA polymerase II; cell fate specification
Cellular component (GO): nucleus; chromatin
Molecular function (GO): DNA-binding transcription factor activity, RNA polymerase II-specific; RNA polymerase II cis-regulatory region sequence-specific DNA binding
Source: RefSeq, a predicted model, not a curated record
AUGCAGGAAGAGUUUGAAGUCAACAAAGCAUCUACAAAGGUAAAUUCAUUCAGCAUCAGUUCUAUCCUGUCUGACGAUUCGAUAGGGAAGAAGAAUACCACACCUUUGAAGCGAAAGUGUGGCGAAUUGAAGCGAAUCGCCAUUGGGAGACAUGGAGUAGCGCAGUUGACGCAGCCAGACUCGAACCAUAGUCAAGUUACAGUGACACUGGAAAACAGAGGAUUGUGGGAACUAUUCUAUGACGUUGGUACUGAAAUGGUUAUCACAAAGUCUGGAAGGCGAAUGUUCCCGGCAAUGAAGUUCACGGUUAGUGGUCUUGACGCUUCCCUGCGAUAUAGCAUCAUGAUGGACACAGUACCAGCUGACAGCUACAGGUAUAAGUAUCAUGAAUCAGAAUGGCUAGUUACUGGUAAAGCAUAUCCUGACGUGCCACGUUCGAAGCGCAUCCAUGUUCACUCUGAAUCACCGGCAAAUGGUGCCAAAUGGAUGUCAUCUGUCAUUUCUUUCCACAAAGUCAAAAUCACAAAUAAUUCUAGCGAUUGUAAAAGUGGCCACAUUGUCCUUAACUCUUUGCACAAGUAUCAGCCUCGAAUUCACAUCGUACAGGCACCAAGUCUCGAUGGCAUUACUGAAAAAGAUGCAAUGACGUUUUUAUUCCCCGAGACAACAUUUAUGGCAGUAACUGCAUACCAAAGUGAACAGAUAACGCAGCUGAAAAUCGAUAACAAUCCUUUUGCGAAAGGUUUCAGAGACCCAAGCCCAAGUGAUUUAGAAAGAGCACGACUAAUGAACGCAAUGCAUUAUGGUAUGCUUGGAGGUGACAUUUCCUUUGGACCAAACCUAGCAAGUUUGCAUAUGCCGUCAGGAAUUUGCCCCAGAAAGCAGUGUGUAUUACCGCAGAAUGACGCUUGGAUGGUGCAACAACCAUUGCUCCCAUCACUCCCACCACCCCCGCAGUACACGGCACAAAUUAAUCCGAAAGAAGCACCUUCUCCGAAGCGAGCUAAACUAUCGUUGGAUCGAAAUUGUUCUCCUUCUUGUCCUUGUUCCUUCAAACAACAAUACCCGGGCAAGCAAGAGCAGAAUCCAAAUCUUAACCGAACUGAAAGCAUUUUUCAAAUACACGGACCAUCCGUUUCAAAGGCUGAUUGCGCAUGCGCUAACCCAUUCAAUCCGGCCAUAGCUCACCAUUACGAACAUUUGAGAAGACAGAACAGUGCUGCUGAGUCUGGACCAAUCAGGCUAAAUAUAAUGAAUGUAGGACAUUCCGACCACAAUGGGCCUGUCCCUGAACGAUCGAUCUGUGCAUGCUGUGUUAGAACAGAUCUCAGGCAAGGACACUGGAGCAACGAACUUAGGUUUAGAAAUAUAAAACCACCAAUUUUUAAUGUAGCUCCAUUUUGAGAAAACGCUUGGAAAGUUAUUUCAUUCUCAAAAUAAAAUAUUGUGAGUUUUGCGAAUAGUUUUAUUUAUUUCAUUAAUAUAUAAGUCAUUUUAUUGAUCUUAAAUCAACCGUGACCAUUUUACAAAAUUUAUUUUCCACUCUGAAUCGCUUGGUUACUUGAAAAGCUCAAACUUCUUUAUAUUUAUAUGAUUAACGGUUUCAACAAAUCACUGUACUAUUCAAAGAUUUUUAUCCAGUUUCUUUUGCUCGUAUAGGAAAAAGAGGCUUGCCGAUCAAUGUUCUCUCAAUAUUUGAACACUUGUCACCAUCCACAUUGGUGAUUGUCUCUAUCUGUCAUUUUCGAAUACAUCUAUACAUCAGUGAUGUCUUUUGGUACAUAUGGGAAAUAAUUCAAUAUAAUUUGGCUAUUGUCAAGCCAACUUGCUUAGCAUUGCGUUCAAGGCAAUUGUUUUUUUGCAGCAAAGCAUCCAAGAUGCAAAGCAUGUUAAUUUUUGUAUCUAGUUGGGAGCGGUUAAUUUAUUUCGAAGCAAUUUAUUGAAGAUUUAUAGGCAUUUGGUAGUGAUGUUUUGCAUUCAAAUUAUCCCUCGAUUGUUAAUUAUGUCGAUAUCAUUCGUUAUUGAAUCACGUUGUGUAACAGCUCUAUUUUUGUACAUAAAGUUUAAAUCGAUUAGAUCCCAGAUAUUCUGGAGACAAUUUAUUUUCUUAUUUAAUCACUUCGAAUUUUCGAAAUAUUGGCCACUUAGUCAAGUAUGCAAUGUUGAUGAUGGGAGCACGAUCCUGGAUUAAUUUAAUGAAUGUAUUAAUAACGAAGAAAUGUAUGGAUUUUAAAAGGUUUUAAACUGCAUUCAAAGAGUGUCUUUCAUUAAAGGUUGAAGCAUCGUAACAAAA